This is a messenger RNA of Boeremia exigua, 1572 nucleotides long. RefSeq names its product 3-polyprenyl-4-hydroxybenzoate decarboxylase. Gene Ontology annotation, cellular component: cytoplasm. NCBI's taxonomy places the organism in Eukaryota, Fungi, Ascomycota, Dothideomycetes, Pleosporales, Didymellaceae. Gene Ontology annotation, molecular function: carboxy-lyase activity. The transcript has a single exon. Gene Ontology annotation, biological process: ferulate metabolic process; cinnamic acid catabolic process. The annotation marks the transcript as partial. The record is from RefSeq and is a predicted model, not a curated record.
AAGAGAAUCGCCCUUAUUUCUGCUACAUUCAGCUGCACACGCACGAACAUCAUCUUCAUGGCUCCCAUCAAUAUUCCAUCCCAACAGCUUGAGCCGCAUCUCAACUUCCGCUGUUUUGUUGAUGCCUUGAAGCAUGACAAUGACUUGGUGGAAAUCAAUGACGAGAAAGAUCCCAACUUGGAAGUUGGAGCGAUUAUCCGAAAGGUUUGCGAGACCAACGAUAAAGCUCCGCUUUUCAACAAUUUGAAGGGGGCAAAGAACGGACUGUGGAGGAUCUUGGGUGCGCCAGCAUCUCUGCGAAGCAACCCCGAGCAAGUUUAUGGUCGAGUCGCGAGGCACCUGGGGCUCCCCCCCACAGCCACCAUGAAGGAGAUCCAAGAUCUCAUGGUUUCACCUGCGAAAAUGGAGCCCAUCGAACCACGAGUUGUAGAGUCCGGUCCUUGCAAGGAGAACAUUCUGUCGGAUGGCGAAUUCGACUUCACCACUCUGCCUAGCCCCAUGCUCCACCAAUCCGAUGGCGGACGUUACAUCCAAACAUACGGAAUGCAUGUUGUGCAGUCACCGGAUGGAAAGUGGACAAACUGGUCAAUUGCCCGAGCUAUGGUCGACGACAAGAAUCAUCUCGUUGGACUCGUAAUUGAGCCUCAGCACAUUUGGCAGAUACAUCAGAUGUGGAAAAAGAUUGGCAAGGAUGUACCAUGGGCCCUUUGCUUCGGCGUGCCACCCAUGGCCAUCAUGGCCUCAAGCAUGCCCAUCCCCGGUGGUGUUUCAGAAGGCGCCUAUGUAGGAGCUAUGGCAGGCAAGCCGAUUGAUGUUGUUAAAUGCGAGUCGAACAAUCUGUACGUUCCAGCCAAUGCGGAGAUUGUUCUGGAGGGCACACUAUCAAUCACCGAAACUGCACCAGAAGGGCCAUUUGGAGAAAUGCAUGGCUACGUAUUCAAGGGAGAUACGCACCCGUGGCCACGCUACAAGGUCAACAAAAUCACCCAUCGAAACGAUGCCAUCUUGCCCGUCUCGAAUUGCGGGCGCAUCACCGACGAGACACACACAUUGAUCGGUUCUCUUGCUGCCGCUCAAAUUGGCGAUAUAUGCCGUCAAGCAGGACUGCCUGUGGUCGAAGCGUUUGCACCGUUUGAAGUCCAAGUGACUUGGGUGGUGUUGAAGAUUGACACCCAGAAGCUCCGUCAAAUGAAGAUGACGCCAGCGGAGCUGCGCCAACGUUUCUCGGAUGCGAUCUUCAAAGUAAAGGCUGGCUACACGAUACACCGAUUGUUACUCGUUGGCCCCGACAUCGAUAUCUACAAUUUCAAGGAUGUUAUCUUUGCUUACAGUACGCGAUGCCGGCCUGGUACAGACGAGACCUUCGUCGAAGAUGUAAAGGGAUUUCCUCUCAUUCCGUACAUGUCUCAUGGCACAGCGUCUCCAAUCAUGGGCGGUAAAGUCGUCUCAGAUGCUCUGCUCCCCGUGGAAUACACGGGAGAAUCCAACUGGGAGCUGGCUGAUUUCGAACACUCUUACCCCAAAGCGCUCCAGGACAAGGUGAACGCGUCAUGGGAACAGAUGGGGUUUAGG